Enterobius vermicularis (human pinworm) is the source of this 285-nucleotide messenger RNA. The record is from the annotation of a GenBank genome assembly. NCBI's taxonomy places the organism in Eukaryota, Metazoa, Nematoda, Chromadorea, Rhabditida, Oxyuridae.
CUGUCGGUUUUAAGUGCUCAUGGAAUACCCCGGGCUUGCGUUUCGCACGGUGUGAAAAGAAUUCUUUGGUCACUUGUUUUGUUCAGCUGCAUCGUCGCUUUUUUAUUCCAAGCCAAGGAAAUUAUUGAAAGGUUUUUUCGCUACGAUGUUAUCGUUGGUGUUGAAGUUAAGUUUGAGAAGAUACAAUUUCCGGCUGUAACUGUUUGUAAUUUGAAUCCUUACAAACACAGUUUAGUACAGCGAUUUUCUAAAUUACCAAUAUAUUCUAAGGAGGCCGUAAGAUAA